UAUUACCAAUCAAUACCCUUCAGCCACAAUAGUGCUGGACGCCGUUGUAUGUGUUUAUAUUUAGAGACAUUUAUGGGAAAGAUAUAUAGUCAGGUUGAUGAUGAAAACAAUGUAACCAUAAACGAAGUUAACAAAGCUUUCACAUUCACUGCAACGGAUAUCAGUUAAACUGGAAAACAGUCAAUAAAAAGAAAAGUUAUCAUUCUCUUUUUUCACCGAUCGCAUUACCGUUAAUGUAACGACAAGUUUUGAGAAUCAAAGUUCAAUUGAGAAUGGAGACGAGUCCUUCAAACAACACCCUGGAGCAGUAUACAUUAAGUCCCAACAAUAUAAAUAACGACGCAAAACUAGAAGAGACGCAUGGAAAAGAGAGAAGGCGAACUCACUGCAUUAAUACGGCAUUUGGUGAGUUAAGAAAAUGCAUUCCAAACGUACCGACGGAUACAAAACUUUCAAAAAUAAAAACUUUACGUUUGGCUAUAAGUUAUAUACAGUAUCUCACAGAAAUGCUAGAUGCGGAUCUUGAAAACAAUAGAUACGGUGCGCGAGUUAUCGCAUACGAAAUAGCAAGCAAAAGCGACGAGAAUUCCAGCAGAGGAAAGACAGUGAAAAAUGAAAAAGAAAAAAGAAAAGAGCGAAAGUGUAAAAACAAUCGAACAGGCUGGCCGCAGCAUGUGUGGGCCCUGGAUCUAAGCUGACGAACCUUGCGGUAUUUAAAAAACGAUAAAAAUGUGAGAUGAACGAAACAGUCAACUGGAGUUUUAAAGAAUUGCAGAUAUUCUGAAUGAAACCUGGAUGCUAUUGAAGAAAUCAAUAUUUGUUUCUAACUUGCUAAAAAUGUACACAUAAACAACACUAAAUUAAAUUGUAUCUUUCCGUGAAGCCAUCAAGACGAAUAUAAAAUAACAGUGCACCAAGUGAAGACUAUAUGGUAGACAUGUGUAAAUGUUUUUUUGUAAUUAGAAAUCGAGCUAUACUGCAUACUCAACCAAAAUAUCUGCUCAGCAUAAUACCGGUUGCACACUUCAGUAUCUUUGAGGGUUUUUUUAUGAAAAUAAACCUUUAUAUUUGUUAAUAUAAAAAGAGUAAA
Messenger RNA from Xenia sp. Carnegie-2017, 1090 nucleotides. RefSeq names its product heart- and neural crest derivatives-expressed protein 2-like. Bases 273 to 698 code for a protein of 141 amino acids. The transcript is spliced from 2 exons. Gene Ontology annotation, molecular function: DNA-binding transcription factor activity, RNA polymerase II-specific; RNA polymerase II transcription regulatory region sequence-specific DNA binding; protein dimerization activity. Lineage: Eukaryota; Metazoa; Cnidaria; Anthozoa; Malacalcyonacea; Xeniidae. Gene Ontology annotation, biological process: regulation of transcription by RNA polymerase II; developmental process. The record is from RefSeq and is a predicted model, not a curated record.